AUGCCGUUUCCUCGACUCCCUCCUGGGGCUGCCCACCAAGCGGCAGCGCCUCUUCCUCUCCUCCUUCCCUUUCACUGCCCCCCCUCUCACAGCAUGACGGGUGGCAACGUCUCUAAUCGCAUCAAGGAGCAGUACCCCUGGGGGCGCUAUCGCUGGCUGGACUCCCUUCUGGGCCUGCCUGUGAAGCGGCAGCGCCUCUUCCUCUCCCACCGCCUCGCCACCUCCCCUCUCUCCAACGCCCUGGGCUGCCUCGUGUUCCUGGGCACGCCCUUCUAUGUCAAGAAGUGGGAAAGGAAUGGAGUGCGCAGGCUCGUGCUGGCGACGGUGGCCAGUAUUGUCGUGAUGCUGGCUGUGAUUGCCGUUGCUGAAAGAAGUGCCGUUGCUGAAAGAAGUGCCGUUGCUGAAAGAAGUGCCGUUGCUGAAAGAAGUGCCGUUGCUGAAAGAAGUGUGGACGCCCCUUACCUGACGCCGUUGAUCGCAUCGGCACUCAUUCUUGUCUUCGCCACCAUCAGUGUCAGCAUCGAGGUGUCCCGCAGCACUGCCUUCUACAGCGGAAACAUCUACCACUCGCCCGACUUUGAUUGGUCGCAUGCUAUGUCAGCACUGGUUGUCCACGCUGGCAAGCUGGAUGAGGUUCCCAGGCUGUCCCCGGCCUGUUCACGGGCUCUUCCCGGUCUCUUCCCAGGCUCUUCCCGGUCCCUUCCCGGGCUCUUCCCGGUCUCUUCCCGGGCUCUUCCCGGUCUCUUUCCGGGCUCUUCCCGGGCUCUUCCCGGUCUCUUUCCGGGCUCUUCCCAGGCUCUUCCCGGGCUCUUCCCGGGCUCUUCCCGGGCUCUUCCCGGUCUCUUCCCGGCUCUUCCCGGGCUCUUCCCGGGCUCUUCCCGGGCUCUUCCCGGUCUCUUCCCGGGCUCUUCCCGGGCUCUUCCCGGUCUCUUCCCGGGCUCUUCCCGGGCUCUUCCCGGGCUCUUCCCGGGCUCUUCCCGGGCUCUUCCCGGUCUCUUCCCGGGCUCUUCCCGGGCUCUUCCCGGUCUCUUCCCGGGCUCUUCCCGGUCUCUUCCCGGGCUCUUCCCGGGCUCUUCCCGGGCUCUUCCCGGUCUCUUCCCGGGCUCUUCCCGGGCUCUUCCCGGGCUCUUCCCGGGCUCUUCCCGGGCUCUUCCCGGUCUCUUCCCGGGCUCUUCCCGGGCUCUUCCCGGUCUCUUCCCGGGCUCUUGCCGGUCUCUUCCCGGGCUCUUCCCGGGCUCUUCCCGGGCUCUUCCCGGUCUCUUCCCGGGCUCUUCCCGGGCUCUUCCCGGUCUCUUCCCGGGCUCUUCCCCGGGCCCGCUCUUGCUGGCCAGCCUGGCACUCAGUUCCGAGCCUAUCGCCCAAGCCUAUGUCUUCCCGCACCUGGCGAACAUGCUGAAGCUGCCCUUCUGGAAGCCCCUCCACCAGUUCCCACCUCACGACGCCGUGCCUCUCGACUGGCUGCUCUACAUCGCAUCCUUCGGCUGCAUUCUCCUCUGGAACAUCAUCUUCAUCCUCCCUGCUCUCAUCCUCUCGUUACUGUCACACAUCGUGGCGCCGCUGGUGAUAGGCGCGGUGAGGAACGUGAUUGUGGUGAUCAGCUUCGGGCUCGCGCAGAACGAGCUGAGCUUUGCGCAUGUCUUCAUGGACGAGAUUCUUGACCUGGGGCUCUCCUCCCAACACGUGGAGCACUGGAACGUGCAGGAAUCUCGACCUGGGGCUCUCCUCGCAGCACGUGGAGCACUAGAACGUGCAGGUGAGGGGAUGGUGGGUGGGCAGGGGUGUGUGUGUGUAAGGAUUUCCCUUGCUGAAGGCAGCAGAAACAGCAGGUACCUUAGUGGGCUGGCGCAGAACGAGCUCAGCUUCGCGCAUGUCUUCAUGGACGAGGCUCUCGAGCUGGGGCUGUCUUCUCGGCACUUGGAGCACUGGAACGUGCAGAAACUUCUGGCACUGGCAAAGACGCGCUCUCUACAGGGGGAGCUGAUGGCGGGGUAUGAGGAUGACACCUGUGACAUGGGGGAGGCGGUUUUUGAGGCAGGGCUACUCGGGGAGGGGUUAUCUGAGGAAGGGGUACCUGGAAAAAUUGUUGAUGGGAGGAAUGGGGAGGGUAUGAAGGAGCACCAAUCUAAGCAGCCGGCAGGGAGAGAGGAGCACGAUAGCACGACCAAGAAUGGUGAAGUGCUGAAGAGAGGUGAGAAACGCGGCGCAGCUGAGAACUUGGGGCAUGUCAUGGGGAGUGUGAAUGAGGGUGCAACAGAGGGGAAGACGCACGGGGAGGAGCAACUUCUGUAUGAGUAUUUAUGGGAUGAUAAGGAGUUGGAUGAAGCAGCUGCUAAGUGUCUUACUUACCAGUGCCUCAAGCCUGAAAUCAAGAAAAUGUGGCGGAAUCCCCGACUGACCCCGGAGGAGUCUGUUAGGCAGAUUAAAGAGCUGUGUGUGAUGAUUGAGGACCGGUUUAAGGAGCUCACAGGAAAGUUUGACCUGAAUCACGGGGCGUAUUUUCGAGAUCCCCGGAUUCUGGGGGUGGUUGCGCGUUUUCUGGAGUUUCGGGAGCUUCCGGAGUGGUCUAAAGCGAUUGAUACCGAUGUAAUGAGGGCUGAGCACAUGGUGCAUUCAAGCUGA
This is a messenger RNA of Closterium sp. NIES-65, 2619 nucleotides long. The record is from the annotation of a GenBank genome assembly. Lineage: Eukaryota; Viridiplantae; Streptophyta; Zygnematophyceae; Desmidiales; Closteriaceae.